AUGAAGGACGUCGCCAGGUUUGAGCUAGUCGAGAUCAUUCAGCGUGAGCUUCUCGACAUGUACCCUGGCCCCUUUGCGCAAGAGUACCUAGGCUUCACUGGGCCUUUGGGACGAUUUCUCGGGUUCUACACAGUAUUUGCCAAUGCCCUCUACGCAUACUCUGGUAUCGAAAAUAUAUCACUUGCAGCGGCCGAGACACAAAACGCUCGGCGAGUCAUUCCACAAGCCGCCAAGAGAGUCUUUUGGAGAAUUCUUAUAUUCUAUGUCUUGACAAUUUUCCUUGUUGGACUUGUCAUUCCCUCAGACAACGACAUGCUAUUCCAAUCCAAGGGAGCUGCUGCAUCGCCCUUUGUUAUUUCCGCCAAACUGGCAGGUAUCAAAGUCAUCCCACAUGUUAUCAACGCCAUCGUCAUCACUUCGGCGUGGUCGUGUGGUAUCAUGGGCAUGAUGAGCUACAUUCGAUACCUAUUCGGUCUAGCCAAGAAUGGCCACGCCCCCAAAGUCUUUCUACGGAUCAAUCGCUUUGGCAUUCCUUGGACCGCCGCCACUUUGUUUACUGUAUUCAUGGCUCUGGGGUAUCUCGCCACCUCCAAUGGCGCAGCACAAGUCUUCACAUGGCUGCAAGACUUGCUCUCCACCACCAUAUUAGUCAACUGGUCAGUUAUCUUGAUCACGUUCCUGCGCUUCUAUUAUGGAUGCAAGAAGCAGCGUAUCAGUCGCAAGGAGCUCCCAUACCAGUCACCCUUCCAACCAUACUACGCCUGGCCCUCUCUUUUCAUGUGCAUCCUGCUUCUGGUGACCGGCGGUUGGAAGGCCUUUCUCAAAGGCCGCUGGGACACACAUGCGUUCGUCUCUGCGUAUCUUAACGUGCCCUUUGUACUCGUUCUCUACCUCAGAUACAAGUAUAUCAAGAAGACCAAGAUUAUCCCCCUUGACCAGAUCCCAAUUCGACCCCUGCUUGAGAUUGCACACGCCGAUCCGUCGCCCCCGCUCAAAUCUAAGAAGGGUUGGAGGAAACUCAACAUUCUUUGGUAA
Molecule: messenger RNA, 1035 nt
Organism: Fusarium sp. VM40
Lineage: Eukaryota; Fungi; Ascomycota; Sordariomycetes; Hypocreales; Nectriaceae
Source: the annotation of a GenBank genome assembly